AUGGGGCUGCAUAUUCCGUCUCACGACGAUCCGAUCCUCGCGGCAUACGUCUUUUAUGCCACCGUCCUGUGUCUCAAAGUUCUUCUCAUGGGUCCUCUCACAGGCAAAGCAAGGUUCAGCAAGAAGGCGUUCGCGAAUCCCGAGGAUGUGAAAUUUGGAGGCAAAGUGAAGUUAGACGAUCCCGAUGUGGAGAGAGUGAGAAGGGCACAUCUGAACGAUCUGGAGAACAUUCCGAUCUUCGUAUUCGUGGCCGGCUUUUACGUGCUGACCCAGCCAUCGCUGUUCGUGGCCACCUGGGUAUUCCGGAUCUUCACCAUCAGUCGGGUCAUCCAUACCUUCGUCUACGUCAUCGUUCCCAUGCAACCAGCCCGAGACAUAUCUUUCUUCGUCGCGCUUUUCUCCACAGUCUUCAUGAUUUUCAAGGCGUUCGCGAACCCCGAGGAUGUGAAAUUUGGAGGCAAAGUGACGUUGAAUGAUCCCGAUGUGGAGAGAGUGAGAAGAAUCGCUCCAGCAAAUUUGAAGCUUCAUUUCCCCGAGGUUGUGAAGAACGCCGAUUCUCGCGUUUUGAAGGUGUGA
Darwinula stevensoni is the source of this 576-nucleotide messenger RNA. Lineage: Eukaryota; Metazoa; Arthropoda; Ostracoda; Podocopida; Darwinulidae. The record is from the annotation of a GenBank genome assembly.